This is a messenger RNA of Vollenhovia emeryi, 2117 nucleotides long. Its product is annotated as mitochondrial carrier homolog 2-like. NCBI's taxonomy places the organism in Eukaryota, Metazoa, Arthropoda, Insecta, Hymenoptera, Formicidae. Bases 574 to 1545 code for a protein of 323 amino acids. The record is from RefSeq and is a predicted model, not a curated record. The transcript has 9 exons.
CUUCGCGCGGCCCGAGGAUCGGCUUUCGGUCGCCCCGGUGAGAGGUUAGGAGUACGCAGCCAGCAGUUGCGAGUGGUGGGAGAGCAAGUUAGAGAGGAGGAGAGAAGAGAUAGACAAGUUCAGAGGCUUCAGUUGUUCGGUCGGAGGGCAGUGGGGGGUCGCGGCUGCGGAUAAUCAGGCGCCGAGGAGAAGGAAUAACCUCGAAGGACGCGGACGGCGAUCGAUCCCUGCGACGCGACGACGUCCUCGAUGGGGCAGACGCGCGCGAGAUAAUUCUCCGAACGCUUAUCUGCUCGCCGACGUCAGACGCGACCUUGCACCCGGAGCGGAGAGCGAGAGAGCGAGAAAGAAAGAGAGCACCGCAGGUAGACGGGCACCGUGAUGCCGGCGCGAAGGACACUCGGCGCUCUGUGAUCGGAAGCAAAUGGAAGUGUCGCGGCGACGCUGAUCCCGAUUGCCAAGGAAGUCAGACGGCUCUGUCUGUCACCGGCUCAGGAGGGGAGCUUCGCGAGAGACCAGGUGGCCCGAAAGACGAGGAGUCUGCCCUGUGAUAACAACUUGUGACCUUAAACAAUGAGAACCGAUAAGAGAAAGUCGAGGCACUCGCCACCGAGGGUGAGGGAGACGGAGAUCCUGUGGUCGGACAUAGCCGGUCGCAUUCUGAUAAACGCGAUCUCGUAUCCCAUCGAGUACGCCAAGGUUCUGAUUCAGAUCGGAUAUGAGCCUAUUCCGCCGAAACCAACUGUAACGUUGUUCGGAAAGCCAGCGCUAAAGUUACCCAAUGCCUUCACGUACAUCAAGCACAUAAAGAACGUGGACGGCCUUACGGGCUGCUACAGGGGCUUGAUACCCAAGGUGUGUUCCUACACUGUUAGCACGAUAGCGUGUGACAAAACUUUGGAGUAUCUCCAGCCCAAUUCGGUGGAGCGGAACGAAAAUGAAGAGGACGAGGACGAGAGUGUGAGACGUAAACGGUGCAUGAAUGAGAUUAUCAAGGAUGUAAUCAGUAGAACAGUCGCGAUCAUAGUUAGCCAUCCUCUGGAAGUCAUUUCGUUGAGGAUGAUGGCGCAAUUUGUGGGCGGAGAAACAAGAUAUAGUAGUCUAUUCGGCUCGUUCCUGGAGAUCUACAGGGAGAAUGGGAUCCUGGGAUAUUACGCAGGAUUGAUCCCACGUGUUAUAGGAAGUGCUGCGGUUAUAGUUCUAACCGGUAUCUCCACAUAUGCCAUAAAUAAUUAUGUCAUACAGGAGCCGGCGAUGAAACCAUACACUUCCUCGACCAUGAAAUUUGUAGCUACGACUGUCAUGUACCCGUUCCUAGUGGUGUCGCACUGCAUGGCAGUAAAUGAUUGUGGGUUGGUAGCUGGUCUUCCACCGCACAUGCCGAUCUACGACAACUGGCUGCGUUGCUGGUCCCAUCUGUCAGCUCACAACCAGCUGAAGAGAGGCAGCAGCCUGCUGUGGCGUUACUACACCGGGCCGCAAAUGCUGCUGAACGGCAAGCUGAUACCGAUUAUGGGCGAUAAUUUUUAUCAGCCCAGCUCUUAAUGGACAUCCCAAGUAAGCCAGACAAGUCUGUUGUAAGCCAAAUAAGUUUGUUAUAAACCAAAUGAGUGUCGACCGACAGUCAUGCCCAUUUGACGUUUUAUUUAUACAGUGUACACAUGUAGCUAUAUACAAAGGAAAAGGAAAAAGAAAGUUUGGCUGCAACGAAUUUCUCUAGAAUCAAGCAAGAGUUCCGCGCAUUAAACAUUUCUUAGAAGAUCGAGCUGUUAUAUUAAAAAUAACGAAAACGGAAGACAUACCAAUUCAGAAAUCCAUCGAGAUGGUUCGGUUAAUUGUAAUAAAACGCAGUUACAAUUAAUUGCAAUUAAAUGCGAUAUUUCCCAACGAGGAACUCGACAAUCAUUGGAUAAAUCAUUCCUCGAUGUUCGAGAUUGAUAGGCGUCAUUUAUUAGUCAUCUCGUGAUGAAUUCAAUACACUUGUUUGAGAAGGUACGACAUAUCAUCUCGAUCGAUCCUGCACCUUCAGAUCAGGUAUGCAAAAGUGCUUGUAAAUAAAGAUAAACAAAUUGGAACAGAACACCAGUUGCGCAAUAAAAGAAGUGAUGCUGGAAGAA